Molecule: messenger RNA, 1404 nt
Organism: Eimeria mitis
Lineage: Eukaryota; Apicomplexa; Conoidasida; Eucoccidiorida; Eimeriidae
Exons: 3
Coding region: 1-1404 (467 amino acids)
Biological process (GO): positive regulation of ribosomal protein gene transcription by RNA polymerase II
Molecular function (GO): RNA polymerase II cis-regulatory region sequence-specific DNA binding; DNA-binding transcription factor activity, RNA polymerase II-specific
Source: RefSeq, a predicted model, not a curated record
AUGCCUCAGCAGCAGCAGCAGCAGCAGCAACAGCAGCACCUGCAGCAGCAGCAGCACCAGCAGCAGCAGCAGCACCUGCGGCUUCUGCUGCUGCUGAGCGACCAACGGCAGCUGCCGCUGCAGCAGCAGACGAAGGAAGAGGAGCUGCCAAAAGAGCAGCAGCAGCAACAGGAGCUGCAGCAGCAACAGGAGCAGCAGCAGCAACAGCAGCAGCAACAGCAACAGCAGCAGCAGCAGCAGCAUGACAUCGUGGAGUUGCAGAGCCCCAGGCGCAUGGCGAUCGAUGGGGACGAAUCUGCUGCUGCUGCUGCUGGUGCAGCAGCAGCAGCAGCAGAAGCAGCAGCAGCAACAGCAGCAGCAGAUGAAGACAGAAUUGCUGCAGCAGCAGCAGAGGGAGCGACGAGGUCAAGGCCGGUUGCAGCAUCAGCUGUUGCUGCUGCUCCGAGUGCAGCAGAAGCAGCAAGCGCAACAGCAGCAGCAGCCUUAUCUGCUGCUGCUGCUGCUGCUGCUGCUGCUGCAUCCCCUGAAGGAGGAGACACGAGGCCUCAAAGCCCCCAUGGUGGUUUCCUAUCUGCUGCUGCAGCUCCUGCUGCAGCAUCUGUUGCUGCUGCUGCUGCUGCUGCGCUGCUUCCAGGUGUAUGUACACCGGAGUACGUCCCCUCUACCGCAGCAGCAGCAACAGCAACAACAGCAGCAACAGCAGCAACAGCAGCAACUGCAGCAGGACUCGCUAGGCCCCCUCAAACACAGGGGGGGGCCCCGGACAGCGGGGGCCCCUGCAGCAGCAGCCCCUGGGGCCCCGCGACGCAGUGCAGCGCAGCAUCAUCAACAAGACAAACAGCAGCAGCAGCAGCAGCAGCAGCAGCAGCAGCAGCAGCAGCAGCAGCAGCAACAUCAGCACCAGCAGCAGCAGGAGUACAAACAGCAGCAGCAGCACCAACAGCAGCAGCGGCAGCAGCAGCAGCAACAACAGCAGCAGCAACAGCAAGAGAGGGUGUCAGGCCGAUGGCCUCUGCGCAGCAGCAAGGGCAGCAGACUCCUUCAGGGAUAGCAGCAGCAACAGCAGCAGCAACAGCAGCAGCAGCAGCAACAGCAGCAGCACCAGCUGCUCCAGCUGCAGCAGCAACAGCAGCAGCUGCUGCUGCAGCUGCUCCUGCUGCUGCAGCUGCUCCCGCAGCUGCUGCUGCAGCCUCAAAGGAAGCCAUCAAUAAGGCGGAGGCGACCGUUCCCUGCAGCAGCAGCAGCAGCAGCAGCAGCAACAGCAACAGCAGCAGCAGCAGCAGCAGCAGCAAUAUUGUCAAGGGGAAGGAAGAGAGCAGCGAGGCAGCAGCAGCAGCAGAUGAGCUGCCGCUGCUACAGCAGCAGCAACAACCAGGCUGCUGCGGUGCAUGCGUCCCCAAUUAG